GGGAUAAUACGUACUCGUGCAAGACCAUGAUGCAGAAAUCGUCGAUGAGGCUGGCAUUGCUGCUGGCACUAGUUACGAUCUAUGUCACGUUGUUGCCACACAAUAUCCUUACUGGGGCGGCACCCAGCAAGAGCAAUCGAUUACAAGUGUGCGGAACUGAACUGUCGGAUGCCGUGAACUUAUAUUGCAAAGGAAGGUUUAACUCGCACAGAGUCUCGAAGCGAAGCAGCAGUUUGCUCGACAUAUUUGAUUAUGUGGAUCAUCUGGAUGAGGCAGAGGAUGACAUUGAAAAUGGCAAUGAGUUGACAUUGCCCGACACAGAGAACGCCUGGUGGCAGCCCCCUAGUCGAAACUCGGUUGUUGGUACCCGGAGACGUGUGCGCGGACUGGCGGACGAGUGUUGCAAGAAGGCUUGCUCAAUUAGCGAAAUGAAACAUUACUGUCUAAAUUAG
Messenger RNA from Scaptodrosophila lebanonensis, 452 nucleotides. Its product is annotated as probable insulin-like peptide 5. NCBI's taxonomy places the organism in Eukaryota, Metazoa, Arthropoda, Insecta, Diptera, Drosophilidae. Gene Ontology annotation, molecular function: hormone activity. Gene Ontology annotation, cellular component: extracellular region. Bases 27 to 452 code for a protein of 141 amino acids. The transcript has 2 exons. The record is from RefSeq and is a predicted model, not a curated record.